GCUCUGCCCGCCCCGGGCGCUGAGGGCCGAGAGGAGCCGCGUCCCGGCCGCGCCGUGCCCGCUCCCCGUCCCGCUCCCGCUCCAUGGAAGCGGCCAACGGGGCCGUGCCCGAGGGCGCGGCGGGGGAGCCCCGCGGCAGCGCGGCCGCCCCGUCGGGCAGGAAGGAGGUGAAGGUGGUGAUCGUGGGGGACGGGGGCUGCGGGAAGACAUCGCUGCUCAUGGUGUACGCCAAGGGCUCCUUCCCCGAGCAAUACGCGCCCUCCGUCUUCGAGAAGUACACGACGAGCGUGACGGUGGGGAAGAAGGAGGUGACUCUGAACCUGUACGACACCGCAGGGCAGGAGGACUACGAUCGGCUGCGACCUCUUUCUUACCAGAACACAAAUGUCGUGUUAAUUUGUUACGAUGUCAUGAACCCCACUAGCUAUGACAAUGUAGCAGCCAAGUGGUACCCUGAAGUGAAUCACUUCUGCCGAGGGGUCCCGCUCGUGCUCAUCGGCUGCAAGACGGACCUUCGGAAGGACAAGGAGCAGCUGCGCAAGCUCAGGGCUUCCAAGCAGGAACCCAUCACUUACAGCCAGGGAGAGGCAGCUUGUCAGGAGAUUCACGCAGAGGUUUAUCUGGAAUGCUCAGCAAAAUGCCGGGAAAACAUAGAAAAUGUUUUUAAAGAAGCAACAACCAUUGCACUGAAUGCCAUGAAGAAAGCCAAGCGCCACAGGAAAAGGAAAGUGUGCUCAGUGUUAUGAUCUGGACUGCACAAGAGCCAAGUGAUUCAGAUUUUAUAAAUAGUUUAACCUUAAAGACCUUUUUUUUUCAUUACAUGUUUGUACUCCUAGAACAGUUUUUAUUUUAAAAUUUUAAUUAUUUUUAGUAUUUUUGCACUUUUGUUACGUUGUUCUCAAAGUUUUCAAAGCUCUUUGUCACAGUUAACUGAUGCUGUGUGCCUUUGCCCAUCUGGCUUUUGCUUCUAACUGCAAACAACUCACUAUUUAAAUUGCAAUGAACAGCAACCACUACUGUAUGACUUAGUGGCUUUUUUAUUUCUCUGCAAAAUAAUUGUGGCAUGUUAUAGCUACAAUUUGCUGUCUUUUUCAAGCAGAAAAGCUGAAAACCCACAUAUUUUAGAAGUAGUGAUAUUUAAAGCAGUUUAUCAGGCACCUUUGAAGAGACAGAAAUUAAGUUUUGUCUUAACUAUAACUGUACAUUGUACAGAUUUUGUGUAACUUUAUCCUCUGCUUGUUACAUGAGCAGCUGGUGAAAAAUUCUCUUUUGGAGCAAGUUAUCAUUUUUGUUUUACAUGCAGAGUAAAGAGAUCUUGAUCCUUGAAAAA
Pipra filicauda (Wire-tailed manakin) is the source of this 1330-nucleotide messenger RNA. RefSeq names its product ras homolog family member F, filopodia associated (gene RHOF). Gene Ontology annotation, molecular function: GTPase activity; GTP binding. Gene Ontology annotation, biological process: small GTPase-mediated signal transduction; cell migration. Lineage: Eukaryota; Metazoa; Chordata; Aves; Passeriformes; Pipridae. Bases 84 to 746 code for a protein of 220 amino acids. The transcript is spliced from 5 exons. The record is from RefSeq and is a predicted model, not a curated record.